Molecule: messenger RNA, 2349 nt
Organism: Aspergillus welwitschiae
Lineage: Eukaryota; Fungi; Ascomycota; Eurotiomycetes; Eurotiales; Aspergillaceae
Product: GH92 family glycosyl hydrolase
Exons: 4
Coding region: 1-2349 (782 amino acids)
Biological process (GO): protein quality control for misfolded or incompletely synthesized proteins; glycoprotein catabolic process; protein deglycosylation
Cellular component (GO): nucleus; cytosol
Molecular function (GO): carbohydrate binding; peptide-N4-(N-acetyl-beta-glucosaminyl)asparagine amidase activity
Source: RefSeq, a predicted model, not a curated record
AUGCGCCCCCUCCUCCAGCCCUACCUUCUCCUCCAUAUCCUCCCUCUCCUCCCUCUCAUCCCACUCACCCACAGCACCGACCCCAACACCGACAUCCUCACCCACAUCGACCCCCUCAUCGGCACCACCAACGGCGGCAAUGUCUUCGCCGGUGCGACCCUCCCUUACGGCAUGGCCAAAGCCGUCGCCGACGUGGACGGCCAAAACACCGCCGGCUUCUCCCCGGACAACAGCAACAUCACCGGCUUCUCCGCCCUGCACGACUCCGGCACCGGGGGGAAUCCCUCCCUCGGCAACUUCCCUUUAUUCCCUCAAUACUGCGCCGACGAUCUCCUCGACAACUGUCCCUUUCCCAAGUCCGCCCGUGCCAUCCACUACCAGAAUGACUCGGUCGUUGCGCGACCUGGGUACUUUGCCAUAACUCUGACGAAUGGUAUACAUGCUGAAAUGACUACCACGCAGCAUGCGGCGCUGUUUCAGUUCCAGUUUCCCGAUACAGGGCAGGAGAAGUUGAGUCCAAUGGUGUUGUUGGAUUUGACAGAUUUGUGGGAGAGUAGGCAGAAUGCGUCGAUUAGUGUGGAUGAGCACACGGGGCAGAUGAAGGGGAAUGGGACAUUUCUGCCGAGUUUUGGGGCUGGGGAGUAUGUCUCGUAUGUAUGUGCGGAUUUUGCGGGGGCGAGGGUGAGAGAUACCGGGGUUUGGGUGAAUGAUGCGGGUGGAGUGGAGAGGAAGGAGUUGUUUGUUACCAGGGGGUUUAAUAAUUUUUAUCUUCAGGCGGGUGGGUUCGUGAGGUUUGAGAGGCCUGACAAUGGGACGGUGAGUGUGAGGGUUGGGGUGAGUUAUAUUAGUACGGAGAAGGCGUGUGAGAAUGCAAGAAUAGAGAUUCCUAGUCCGUUGGAGGACUUUGAUGCUAUACGAGCAGCUGCGGAGGAUGCGUGGAGGGAGAAAUUGAGCCCUGUUUCGAUGAAGCCGGGGAAUGCGAGUGCUGCGCUGCAGACCAUGUUCUGGACGGGCAUUUAUAGGACUAUGCUGGAUCCGCAGGAUUUGACGGGGGAGAAUCCCCUCUGGGAGAGCGAUGAGCCUUACUUUGAUUCCUUCUAUUGUAUCUGGGACGCCUUCCGGGCCCAACACCCCCUUCUCACCAUCAUCGACCCCCACACCCAAUCCCGCAUCAUCCGCAGUCUCCUCGACACCUAUCGCCACGAAGGCUGGCUCCCGGACUGCCGCAUGAGUCUCUGCAAGGGCUGGACCCAGGGCGGCUCCAAUGCAGACGUGGUCCUCGCCGACGCCUUCGUCAAGAACCUAACAGGCAUCGACUGGGAUCUCGCCUACGAGGCAAUGGUCAACGACGCCGAGAACGAGCCCCUGGAAUGGUCCUACCAGGGCCGAGGGGGGCUCCAGAGCUGGAAGAACCUGAACUACAUCCCCUACCACGACUUCGACUACCUAGGUUUCGGCACUAACUCGCGCAGCAUCUCCCGGACCCUGGAAUACGCAUACAACGACUUUUGCGUGGCGACUGUUGCCCGCGGACUAAACAAAACAGACGAUUACUUGAAAUAUCUUACUCGAUCGACAAACUGGAAGAAUCUAUUUAAACCUGACCAACGCUCCUUCUUCCCCAAUGGCUCGGAUACAGGGUUCGUAGGGUUCUUCCAACCCAAAUAUCGCAAUGGGACAUGGGCGCAUCAGGAUCCCAUGGAUUGUAGUCCGCUUGCCACUGGUGCAACAUGGUGCUCGUUGACGAGUAAUCCCUCGGAGACAUUUGAGUCGAGUAUUUGGGAAUAUCAAUUUUACGUCCCCCACGACCUCCCCACCCUAAUAACCCACUACCUCUCCGGUCCCCAAGCAUUCACAUCCCGCCUGACCACCUUCCACUCCACAGCUCUAGCAGACUACAGCAACGAGCCUGUCUUCCUAACCGUCUACCAAUACCACUACGCCUCGCGACCCGCCCUCUCCUCGCGACUCAUCCACAGCUUAAUCCCUUCGCAAUUCAAUGCCUCCCGCUCCGGGAUCCCGGGAAACGAUGAUUCGGGGGCAAUGGCGGCGUUCACGGUGUUUGGCCUCAUGGGCCUGUUUCCGAAUCCCGGUCAGAAUGUGUAUUUGAUUUCGGCGCCGUUUGUGGAGGAGGUCAGCGUGAAGAAUGCCCUUAUGGGGAGAGAGGCGGUGGUGAGGGUGAAGAAUGAUGCGGGGGUUGGGGUGGGUGGGACCGUGGUGAGGAAAGCGUGGUUGGAUGGGGAGGUGUAUGCGAAGAGUUGGAUUGGGCAUGAGUUCUUUGUGAAGGGGGGAGUGUUGGAGGUUGAGCUGGGGGAUGAAGAGGAGGAAAAGAUGAGACGAGGAUUGUGA